This is a messenger RNA of Chrysochloris asiatica (Cape golden mole), 3035 nucleotides long. RefSeq names its product inositol polyphosphate-5-phosphatase, 75kDa (gene INPP5B). NCBI's taxonomy places the organism in Eukaryota, Metazoa, Chordata, Mammalia, Afrosoricida, Chrysochloridae. The transcript has 26 exons. Gene Ontology annotation, biological process: signal transduction; phosphatidylinositol dephosphorylation. Gene Ontology annotation, molecular function: phosphatidylinositol-4,5-bisphosphate 5-phosphatase activity; inositol-1,4,5-trisphosphate 5-phosphatase activity. The coding region runs from base 37 to 2799 and encodes 920 amino acids. Gene Ontology annotation, cellular component: membrane; cytosol. The record is from RefSeq and is a predicted model, not a curated record.
AGCUCAGGAGGGUGCAUCUGUCCAGCAGGGAUCAGCAUGGACCAGUCUGUGGCAAUUCAGGAGACCUUGACUGAGGGGGAGUAUUGUGUCAUCAUAUCCUUCCCAGCGGUGCAAGGUGUGCUGUGUGAGGGAGACAGUCGACAGAGCCGUCUCCUGGGGCUUGUCCGCCACCGCCUGGAACCUGGUGACCAGGAACAUGCCCUUUUCCUAUACAUACACCGGAGAAUGGCCAUUACCGGGGACGAUGUCUCUUUGGACCAGAUUGUACCUAUCUCGCGGGAUUUUUCACUGGAGGAAGUGUCCCCAGAUGGUGAACUCUACAUCCUCGGGUCAGAUGUGACUGUCCAGAUGGACACCGCAGAGCUCAGCCUCAUAUUUCAACUACCCUUUGGCUCGCAUACAAGGAUGUUCCUCCAGGAAGUUGCCAAGGCCUGUCCAGGAUUCGAUCCGGCAACGCGGAACCCUGAGUUUCUGUGGCUGUCUCGAUACAGGUGCACCGAUCUGGAGCAUGAGUCGCGUGAGCAGCCGACUCCGCGGCGUUGGAACUUGGCCCCAGGUACCUGGUCGGGCCCAACUACAGUGGGCGGGCUCCGAUCUAACUUUGACGAUUCAAGGCCAAAUGGGAAAGGUCUGCUUGGAGAGCAAGGCUCCUGGGGUCAGGCUAAACCAGACAGCAUGUCCACAAGGCAGAAUAAAUCCAAAUCUGAAAUAACUGACAUGGUUCGCUCCUCCACGGUCACAGUAGCAGAUAAGGCUCAUAUUUUAUCGGUGAAGAAGUUUGGACUACGAGAUACAAUUGUGAAGUCGCAUCUACUGCAGAAAGAAGAGGACUAUACCUAUGUCCAGAGCUUCAGAUUCUUUGUGGGAACAUACAAUGUGAAUGGACAGUCCCCUAAAGAAUGCCUCCGGCCCUGGUUAAGCCAUGAUACCCAGGCUCCAGACGUGUACUGUAUUGGGUUCCAGGAACUUGAUCUGAGUAAGGAAGCCUUUUUCUUUCAUGACACUCCAAAGGAGGAAGAGUGGUUUAAAGCUGUAUCAGCUGGUCUACAUCCAGAUGCUAAGUAUGCAAAGGUGAAGCUCAUCCGUCUGGUUGGGAUCAUGCUGCUGUUAUAUGUUAAGCAAGAACAUGCAGCGCACAUCUCAGAAGUGGAAGCGGAGACCGUGGGGACAGGAAUCAUGGGGAGGAUGGGUAACAAAGGAGGCGUGGCAAUCAGGUUCCAGUUCCACAAUACCAGCAUCUGUGUUGUGAAUUCUCAUCUGGCAGCCCACACUGAAGAGUAUGAGAGGAGGAACCAGGAUUAUAAAGACAUCUGCUCCCGAAUGCAGUUUCCUCAGAUUGACCCAAACCUGCCCCCUCUCACCAUCAGCAAGCACGAUGUGAUCCUGUGGCUGGGGGACCUUAACUACAGGUUAGAAGAGCUGGACAUGGAAAAAGUGAAAAAACUCAUUGAAGAGAAGGCCUUUCAAACCCUGUAUGCAUACGACCAGUUGAAAAAGCAAGUGGCUGCAAAGGCUGUCUUUGAAGGCUUCACAGAGGGCGAGCUCACGUUCCAGCCUACUUAUAAAUAUGACACUGGCUCCGAUGACUGGGAUACCAGUGAGAAGUGUCGUGCUCCUGCCUGGUGUGACCGGGUCCUCUGGAAAGGGAAGAACAUCACUCAGCUGACUUACCAGAGCCACAUGGCCCUGAAGACCAGUGACCACAAGCCCGUCAGCUCAGUGUUUGACAUUGGGGUGAGGGUCGUAAAUGAAGAACUUUACCGGAAGACUAUGGAGGAGAUCAUCCGCUCCCUGGAUAAGAUGGAAAAUGCUAACAUCCCUUCUGUGUCCCUCUCCAAGCGAGAGUUCUGUUUUCAGGAUGUGAAGUACAUGCAGUUGCAAGUAGAAUCGUUCACAAUUCAUAAUGGACCAGUUCCCUGCCAGUUUGAGUUCAUCAGCAAGCCUGAUGAAAAGUUCUAUUGUAAGCAGUGGUUGAGUGCCAGUCCCAGCAGAGGGUUCCUCCUGCCAGAUUCUGACAUUGAAAUUGAAUUGGAGCUAUUUGUAAAUAAAACCACAGCUACAAAGCUCAACUCAGGUGAAGACAGCAUUGAGGACAUUCUGGUUUUGCACUUGGACAGGGGAAAGGAUUACUUUUUGUCUGUUUCUGGAAACUAUGUGCCCAGCUGUUUCGGCUCUCCUCUUCAUACAUUAUGCUACAUGAGAGACCCGAUCUUGGACCUGCCACUGGAAACUGUUAGAGAGCUGACUCUGAUGCCAAUACAGACUGAGGAUGAUGGGAGCCGGUUGGAGAAGCCCAUGGAAAUCCCCAAAGAGCUCUGGAUGAUGGUUGAUUACUUGAACCGAAAUGCUGUACAGCAGGAAGAUCUGUUUCAGCAACCUGGCCUAAGGUCGGAAUUUGAGCAUAUUAGGGACUGUUUGGAUACUGGAAUGUUUGACACCCUGUCUGCAAACAAUCAUUCUGUAGCUGAGGCCUUGCUGCUUUUCCUUGAGAGCCUGCCAGAGCCAGUCAUCUGUUACAGCACCUACCAUAACUGCUUGGAGUGUUCUGGCAACUACACAGCAAGUAAAGAGGUCAUUUCCACUCUCCCCACAUUCCACAGAAAUGUCUUCAAUUAUUUGAUGGCGUUUUUGAAAAUGUUGCUGAGAAAUUCAGCAAAAAAUCAUUUGGAUGAGAAUAUUCUAGCUAGCACAUUUGGCAGCUUGUUACUUCGAAACCCAGCUGGUCACCAAAAGAUUGAAAUGGCCGAGAAGAAGAAGGCUCAAGAAUUUAUUCACCAGUUCCUUUGCAGUUCACCCUGAGCCGCCCUGUCUCCUCCCUAUUUUGCUAGAGGCAGCCAUUACCAGUUCCACUUGUUUCAGCUCCAGGAAUGCCUUAGGAGAGUGGAAGGCUCUGCGGGAGCAAGAAUGGCAGCUAUUUCCUGAGCCCAAAACCCAUGGCUAGCACACAUACCUACUGUGAGUUGUAAAGACAUAGGGGAAAGUCUUCCACAAUAAAACUGACAGUCAGUGUUCGACUUUAGUUAUUUAACACAGAU